AUGACCAACAAUUUAGAAAGAGGCCAGCUUGGAAAGCUUUUCAGCAUGUUGCUUCUUAUAAUUUUGCAGUUUCAUAAUGGUUUUGGAAGCAGACUGGGGAAGAUUUUUUUGCAGGUCACUUUUACAGGCCUUGUUGAUUGCAUUAGAAAGAGACAUAUCCUCUUUGCAGGGGGGCAUAUUCACAGUGUCAAAUUUGGGAGGGCCUUUGGAAUCAAGCAAUUCUGUUCCAUUAUUAAUCCUCCCCAAUCGAGCAUUCUUACAGUUGGCUCUGGAAAAAUGCUGAUGCAAAUAAGAAACCUGCCAUUCCCAUUUAUCGACAUGUCACUAGGAAUUUCAAAACAUUGUCUUUGA
Messenger RNA from Fraxinus pennsylvanica, 351 nucleotides. The record is from the annotation of a GenBank genome assembly. NCBI's taxonomy places the organism in Eukaryota, Viridiplantae, Streptophyta, Magnoliopsida, Lamiales, Oleaceae.